AUGCCUCGCGAAGAAUACCAAGUCCCUUCCGCCGGCGCUACCGCCGGCGCUACCGCCGUCCGCGGCAACACCCGCGACGACCACGCCUCCCGCUCAGUCAUGACAUAUCUCUGCGGUGACUGCGGAUCGAGCGUCUCUCUGGGCAAAGAUGCGCUGGUUGCCUGUCCUCACUGCGCGGGGAGAGUGCUGUACAAGGAGAGGACCAAGAGAAUGGUGCAGUUCGAGGCUCGAUAG
Messenger RNA from Metarhizium acridum CQMa 102, 234 nucleotides. The record is from RefSeq and is a predicted model, not a curated record. Lineage: Eukaryota; Fungi; Ascomycota; Sordariomycetes; Hypocreales; Clavicipitaceae.